AUGGCCAAAUUCCAGAUCCCGCGGCCCUCCGGCGGUAACCUGGGAAGGACAAAGAACUUGCUUCAUUUCACACAAGCCCUCAUCAUCUUCGUUGCCUGGGCCAUGACCAUCGCCAUUUGGACCAAGGGCGAUGGCAUCGACGGCCGUACCGUUUGGUACUGGAUCUUGUGUUGGAUCAGUAUCCCCGCCUUGGUUUACCUCGCUGCCGUCCCCAUGUGGCCCCGGGCCCGUCGCUUCGGAAAUGUUUACGCUUUCGCCACGGUCGAUGGACUUUAUGCGCUCUUCUGGUUCAGCGCAUGGAUCUGUCUCGCUUCCUACGUCGCACAAGGCAAGAGUAUCGGCAAGUCCAGCGAUAGUGACAGCGACAGCGAUCAGGAUAAAAACAAGCGAGCCAGCAGCACCAAGAAAGGAUGCGACAACUGGGCAUACGGCAGUUCGAGCAAGUGCAAUGUCAGCACUGCCACGACCAUCAUUGGUGUUGUGAUCUUCAUUCUCUUCGGAAUCACCACCUGGUUGUCCCUCCGCAACGUCAUGCACUUCCGUCGCACCGGUACCCUCCCUGAUGCCGUCUCCGACCCGACCUUCGCCGCUCAAUCCAAGGCCGCUUUCUCCAACAACCCGCCCCACGACUUCGAGGAGGACGAGGAUGACUUCCGUUCCGGCCGCGGCGGUGGCAUGGCAGCCUCCUCGCGCGGCGACCAGGAUGAAGACUACGCCCUCCUACAACAAAACGAAGCCGAUGAGACGGGCCGAUCCGCAAUGCACGGCGCAUAUGAUCCCACCGCACCCGCGCCUAGCAGUGUUCUCCACGACUACGGCAAUACCAGCUACACCGGCGCAGAAACCAGCUACGGCGGUUCCAGCACUAGCUACGGUGAUCACACCACUAGCUAUGGUGAUCGCAACACUAGUUACGGUAGUGGCCAGGCACCACAGCAAAUGCCUUAUUCUCCAUCUGAAUAUAGCACAACAAUGAGCGGAUACCCGCGAAACAAACCGGACUCAAGUCCACCACCCACCAAAAUGGCCAGCGAAAUCGACCUCUACAACCAAUACCCCCUCCACAUGGACCCAGCCACAAAAGCCAUCUCCCUCCCCCAAUCCACCGCCUACACCACCAUCCAACAAACCACAGUCACAAACGAACUAAACGAACUAAACGCUCUCCACCGUGCCCUCCUCGCCCUCGACCCGCCCAACAUCCCCCCACCCCCGCUGCCCGUAAACCCCAAGCGCAGCGCCCAAAUCACCAAGCUCCGCGAAACCGCCAACACCGCCUUCCGCAAAAACAACUACGCCGAGGCCAUCCGCCUCUACACAUUCGCCAUCGACAUGGGCGUCUCCCGGCCCGGAUGGGAGCCCGUUACGCUGGCGCGCGAGGAGUUGGCGGGUUUGUAUGGGAAUCGGGCGCAGGCGCAAAUGGCGCUAAUGGCGUGGCCGGAGGGACUGGUUGAUGCAAAGCUGAGUGUUGACUCGAAGCCGUUGGGGAAUGUUAAGGCUUGGUGGCGGGUUGGGAAAUGUUUGGCGGAGAUGACGAGGUAUGAGGAGGCGAAGGGGUUUCUUAGUAAGGGGAUUGAGCUUGAGGGGCAGGGGGAUGGGGCGAAGGAGUUGGUUGCGUUGUUGGUUGAUGUUGAUGCUGCGUUGAAGAGGGUUCAGGGUGCUUAG
Messenger RNA from Penicillium manginii, 1665 nucleotides. Its product is annotated as MARVEL domain-containing protein. The coding region runs from base 1 to 1665 and encodes 554 amino acids. NCBI's taxonomy places the organism in Eukaryota, Fungi, Ascomycota, Eurotiomycetes, Eurotiales, Aspergillaceae. The transcript is spliced from 4 exons. Gene Ontology annotation, molecular function: protein binding. The record is from RefSeq and is a predicted model, not a curated record.